Messenger RNA from Chaetomium strumarium, 438 nucleotides. RefSeq lists its product as uncharacterized. The transcript has a single exon. The record is from RefSeq and is a predicted model, not a curated record. NCBI's taxonomy places the organism in Eukaryota, Fungi, Ascomycota, Sordariomycetes, Sordariales, Chaetomiaceae. Bases 1 to 438 code for a protein of 145 amino acids.
AUGGACCGCAACUCGUCGCCGCCACGCGCAGCGAUGGGAUCGACAACAUCGCUCAUUCAGCAACCACUUCCACUGACCGCAUCUCCUCCGCGUGUCACGGCAUCGCGCUCGGAGCGGUUGCUGAGGGACGUGCGCAUCUUGCGCCCACCACCCAAGCCACGGAAGGACCGCGAUCGAUCCAAGGCCGGACGCGCAGCGCCGGGUCUCGGGCUAGGAGCGGCGAAGCUCUGGGCGUCCAAGAAUCCACAGCCGAAGCCGCUAGUACCUGUGACAGAACGCAAGUCACACGAGGAGACGCUCGCGGGGCGGAGGGCAAGGAAGGGCAGCAAGGAUGAGGGGAAGUGGGAUCUUACCCCAGACGGGGGCUCUGCGGGUCGGGAGGGCAGGCAGUUUGCUGUUGCCAACGUUGGGAACAAUGGUCGCAUAUAUCUGAGGUAG